This is a messenger RNA of Nematostella vectensis (starlet sea anemone), 2993 nucleotides long. RefSeq lists its product as uncharacterized. The transcript has 16 exons. NCBI's taxonomy places the organism in Eukaryota, Metazoa, Cnidaria, Anthozoa, Actiniaria, Edwardsiidae. Bases 124 to 2250 code for a protein of 708 amino acids. The record is from RefSeq and is a predicted model, not a curated record.
UGGCGUGAUCUUUUCACUUUAGAUCUUCUGAUAUACCGAGGAAGAGAGAGCGUGCGCGCGGCCUAGUAAUAGAAAGCUCAUUCAAGUUACACCCGGCAAAGUGUUUCUACACUUCUCUUAGAAAUGGGCCAUAAUAUUCCUCACAAAGAUAAAAACCCGAGCCCUCGAUCAAUGGGACGCCAAUCGGGCACGGAGAUGUACAUAAAUCCGACUUAUUUAGAGUACAGAGCGUGGUUAAACGACCAGGAUUCGGACAGAGUCAGCCUUCCAAGCGCCUCCGAGCUUCACAUAGACGGCUUGUGUAGAAUGACCGAGGAUACUAUUUCAAUGACGAAAUCUGAUGUUGGAUCGCUGCAACGAAAAUCCCGGUCAAGGAACAAGGCAGUGUUUUUUAACGCUUUGGUAUUUUUAUUCUCAUUCUCGUCCAUGGUAGUCACGGCGCUGUUCCUAUUUGGGGAAAUCAGUUCUCCCUCGUGCGGAUGCGGCGUCCAAAAAGAUACAAGAGGAGAUAACAGAGCAGCGAGUAUGCAAAAGUCUAGGGAGAGCCAAGAGUAUGUGAACAGAAUCCUGGCGCAGCUACAAGACAAUCUAACAGGGCUGACGGGAAUGGUGAAUAAUCAAAAAGUGGAGCUAGAGAAAAUGAGGGCUUCGCUCUCGUCUCUGAAGGAAAAAUCCUCAGAGCACGCAGACCUCACGGAGCAGCUAGAAAAAAACACAGGGCGAAUAAACGAAGUGUCAGCAGAUCUCAGAAUUGUAAAAUCAGAGAUGAGUCUGGAGAAGACAUAUCUCCGAUCAACGACGGCCAAAAUUUGGUCAAGUGUGGAAUAUCUUAACGCCAGUUGCACCUCGCAGCUGAAGCAAACUCGUUACUAUGACAAUGCUGUCUACUCGGCGGUCAAAGAAAUGAACGAAACCUUUAAUAAAAAGGUGGAUAACAACCUUCAGGUGAUUCAUGAAAUUAAGGUUUCCCUGAAUACCACCAAGCAGGACAUGGAGGCUCAGAAGGCGACCAUGAGGACAGCGGUAGCACAAAUAUGGACAGGAUUUAAAUCGUUAAACCAAACGGCCGUUAAUCAUCAACAUCAGAUGCAAACCAUUGACGCUACGCUACAUGGUGACGUCAUGACCCUCAAUCAAACCUUCACACACAAAGCCAAUUCCUUGCUAGAGACGAUUUGGGCAGCUCUGAAGACAACAAGCGAGAAUCUACAAACAACGUUUGACGCAAAAAUGAAAUGGGCUCUUAAUCAGACAAAAAUGGCGUUCGAAGCAUCGAUGUCAGACCUCAAAGAAGAUGUACAAAAAGUCAACGACAGCUUUACCACCAAGGUGUCGCUUCAAGAACUGUUCCUUCUGAAUCUCUCAAACGUGCAGAACCAGACCAAGCAUCGUGUAGACGACAUGGACAGCUUCCUCGCUAGCAAGAUAUCGGAGAUGAACAGCAUGAUUCAGACUUUCUGGUUGAAGCUCAAAUCCUCUACAGAGCAGCUGCAGCAAACAUUUGAUGGCAAACUACACUGGGCGCUCAACCAGACAAGGAGUGCACUAAAUGUAUCCAUGACUAAAAUGAUGGGUGAAGUACAAGAUGCGAAUAGCAAAAUUGCAGUGAAGGUAUCCAUGCAAUCUUUGGCACUGCAGAACUUGAGGAAUUCCCAGCUACAGUCAAAACAAGAACUUACCAAGAUAAACAGUUCAGUAAAGGAAUCCUUCCAUGAGAUGCACACCGAUUUUCAAGGGCUAAACGCAAGCUGUAGUUUACUUGGCACAACAGUAAGGAGAAUUGGGCACUCUAUCACUACAAAGGUUAACAACACAGCAAGGAAGUGUAGUGAUUCAACUAAAAAUCUAUACGAGACCAUCUCAAAUUUGAAUGGAACCUUAACACUAAGGAUUAAUAAUAUCAGCAAAUUACAAGGACCACCUGGUCCCCCCGGAUCCAGAGGCCCCCCUGGCAUUACAGAGCGUGCAAACUCCAGCAUACCGUGCAAAUACAUGAGUAACUCUAUAAAGGUCAAUGCAGGGAUGAAUACUGAUGUCGUGGCCAUAGAAAAAGUGGCGAGUAACAAGAAAAUCGUAUCGCCCUACUGCACAAGUGACAUAGCCCGCGUUAUCACCCUCAGUGAAAUAUCAAUACCUAACAGUCGGGUAUUCAAGUGUGACUGCGUGGGAAAGGCCCCAAAUGCACCGACCUCCGCCUUACUGAUGACAUGCUACAUACAUUACUACGAGUGCCCACUGGUGAUCACGUGAAUGGAAAGAACCAAUCAGCGAUCUUGUGUGUUUAGAUCAGCGGAUAGACGUGUAUAUUGUAGGAAUUAUCUAUAGGUUUCAUCCUUUCCACCUUGUAAAAAAUAUAUGAUUGAUGUUGAAAGAAAGCUGUUUUUCGAGAUGGAAAGAGAUAGGUAAUAGUUAGCGUUACGUGCAAAUAGCGACAGCACUGAUAAGGAAAACAGACUAAAGCUCGGCUCAGCAAUGCUGGACUGUUUAUACACGUUGGAGGUAGUUCUUUUUAUUGAAUUUGGUAAAUAAAGUAUUGAAUUUUGAUUUUAGAUGGCUAUUUCGAGAUUUAAGCUCAUUAUGUGCCCUCCAAUAUGAAAUGAAAACAACAGCAAAGGUCUGGCUGACAAGGGCGCUUUAAAUGUGAGACUUUUACUAAUGUAUUUUGAAUAUCGUCCUAUAGAUUUGUGGUAUUUUAAACUGUUAGAAGGGGGUCAUAGGUAUAUUUAUUUAGUUUUAUAUUUUAAAAAUAAAUCUUUGUAAACAUUGGAAUUAACUAAAAAAACACUGAUUUAUUCAGCGAGGGGGAAAAUAUUAUAUAUUUCUGGGAAAUACAAAGUAGUUCUCAACAGAAAAGAAAGUAUUAAUCAUUUAUCGUUUUCUUAUUUCUGAUUAUAGAUAUUAUUAUUAUUGUACAUAAGUUACGGACAAGAAAUGUUUUUCUUUUUCUUUAAAUAAAAUAAAAUAAAUGUCAACAUCCUUAUCAAAGCAACAAA